Molecule: messenger RNA, 1432 nt
Organism: Malaclemys terrapin pileata
Lineage: Eukaryota; Metazoa; Chordata; Testudines; Emydidae
Product: fibrinogen-like protein 1-like protein
Exons: 4
Coding region: 16-969 (317 amino acids)
Source: RefSeq, a predicted model, not a curated record
AGGACUCAUGGCAGGAUGACAGCUGGCUCUUCAAUCCAUGACUUUAGCAUGAUCUACCUGCACUUGGGUGGUGUCCUUCUCCGUGCCCAGGGUGAAGACGGCGUGCAGGGCAGGUCGGAAGAGAGCCUGCCAGCGGAGGGAGACCAGGGGUCAGGAGCCUGCAUUAGCACCGAUGUGCCAUUGACCAGGAGCUGGCUGAGCUGCCUGGUGCCCUCGUCUCCUGCUCCUCACCGGCCUGCUGGCCCUGUCAGCCCCAGUUCUCACCCUGGAAAUACACAACCUGAACAUCUUAAAGGGACCCACCCAUGCAAUCCGGAACAUCCACCCAAAGCACCUGAAGUCUGGCCCAAGGACUGCAGCGAGAUAACCUGGAACAGGGUCAGUGGCGUCUUUGUCAUCCAGCCCACAGGAUUCCACCAGAUUGUCGUUUACUGUGACUUGAACAGCACCAGCGAGGGCUGGACGGUCCUCCAGCGGAACCGGCACGACACACAGAUCACCUGGGCUGAGUCCUGGAGCACCUACAAGUACGGCUUUGGCAACGUGCAGGAUGACUACUGGCUGGGGACGGAGUACAUCUAUCGGAUCGCCAAGCAGAAGGUCUACCAGGUCAGGUUUGUCAUCCACGAUUCAUCCGGCACCAUGAAAUACGCAGACUACAACCUCUUCGGUCUGGAAGACGAGUCCAAUGGCUACAGGCUGAGGCUGGGCUCUUACACUGGGACUGCAGGGGACGCCAUGGCCCCAAACAAUCCUACCACCGUGCAUGACAACAUGAAGUUCUCUGCUAAAGACCUGGAUCAGGACACUUAUGGUGGGAACUGUGCGUCUAGCUAUGAGGGGGGCUGGUGGUACUCGGCUUGUCAUUCUGUUCGACUGAACGUCAAAGGGAGCAUCACUUGGGGUAGUUUCUGUAGUGGGAACUGCCAAGCCUCCGCCAUCCUCAUCAAACCAGCGUCCCACUGUUAGUCACCCCUUCCCCACCCUCCUGUCUGCAGUGAGGCCAACCCCUGCUCCACGAAGAGAGGGAAAAGGGUCAGCGUGUGUCAUGGCCAAACCUCACACCCAACUCGGAGGGGGAAGUAUCAUGUUUAUCCAAAAUGGGGCAACUUUCUCUUUUCUUUUCUUCCGUGCACUUUCCGAGCUAAUCUCUGCUGGGCACUUGUGCUUUGCGUUGACUUGACUUAGUGAUAUUCGUAAUCAGAAGAAUCAUUUGCAAAACCUGCAGUAUCCAGAUGUAGAAGCUCCUGGGAGAGUAAAUGCCUCAGAUCCGUAGUGACUUUUCAGUGUCUUUUGCUCUCAGACUCAUGGGCAGUUCCAGAGGUCACAGGGGUGAGGAAAUCCAGAAACACAGAAGGGUUUUUAUAAACUCCUGCUCUACUGCUCAUUAGCAGGGAUUAAAGCUUCACAUUAAAAAGGCAUUUUAAAUGUG